UUUAUAAAGACGUCUGAGACAGGACAGCUGAGUUUCCCCAUCAGUUCUUCUUCCUGUAGUUUCAGUGGAUUGUUUUACUUUAAGUUAUUGUAAAUUUCCAAAUCGGAGUUGUCAGAAAAGCCGCUUUCUCCUCACUUGGUGUCAUCUGCAAACGCUAAUGGAUCUUCCGGACUUCCCCUUCCCUCUCUCCUCCUCCGUCGACCUCUAUGACCCCUGCUUUGCCACCAGUGACAUGAACUUUUUUGAGGACCUGGACACUCGGCUGUCGCACAGCAGCCUGCUGAAAACGGAGGACCAAGGUCACUGCCUCGUUCCAACGGCAGAGGGGGAGGAGGACCAGCACGUGAGGGCCCCUGGGGGCCCCCACCAGGCUGGACACUGCCUGCUCUGGGCCUGCAAGGCCUGCAAGAGGAAGACGACGCAUGCAGAUCGAAGGAAAGCUGCAACCAUGCGGGAGAGACGGCGGCUCAGCAAAGUCAACAACGCUUUUGAGACGCUGAAACGCUGCACAGUAUCCAACCCCAGCCAGCGCCUCCCCAAGGUGGAGAUCCUGCGCAACGCCAUCAGUUACAUCGAGUCCCUGCAGGCCCUGCUGAGGGACGAACAAGACGAAAGUUUCUGUCCUCCACUGGAUCAGUUCAGCAGCGAGUCCGACACCUCCAGUCCACGCUCCACAAGCUCCGACGGCACGGUGUGGGGCGGGCACCAUGUCGUGCUGAACACUUACACAACACCUAAGGGGGAGAUGGAUUUUAUCCAUUUGAGUUGUGCCAGGAUUGAAAACAAGCAGACGGCUGACAGUUGCAGCAGCAGCAGGAAGACAUCGCUCAUAUCCAGUUUGGACUGUUUGUCCAACAUUGUGGAGCGGAUCAGCUCAGAGCUGGCUGCAGGUCCGCCUUGCUGCUCCCCUGCUGCCCCGAGUUCACCUGCAGAUCCCAGCAGCAGCUGAAGCCUCAGGAAGAACCACUGCAAUGAAAGCAAACCCAUCUCUAUCCAGAACAAAAACUCAACUAAACUACUCCCCAACUUGUGGAGCCGAUGACGUCAUGUCAGUAGAUAAUGCUUCUAAAGUUCCAGUUAAGUUUAUUGAUAACAACAGAAAAGUUGAAUCCUUCAAGCAGAAAAAUAAGUUUUUAAAAAGAAAUUGACCGAGUUUUGCUGUUCAGAUGUCGAUCACAUCUAAAAACAAAUUGUGAGUGUUCUUAAAAUGUUUAAGAUUGAUUGUUUUUUAUGUUUACAAGUAUGUGAAGUUUUAAUAAACCCACAUUUAUACAUGUUUA
This is a messenger RNA of Oryzias latipes (Japanese medaka), 1280 nucleotides long. RefSeq names its product myoblast determination protein 1 homolog 1-like. Gene Ontology annotation, molecular function: protein dimerization activity; DNA-binding transcription factor activity, RNA polymerase II-specific; RNA polymerase II cis-regulatory region sequence-specific DNA binding. Gene Ontology annotation, biological process: positive regulation of skeletal muscle fiber development; positive regulation of myoblast differentiation; muscle organ development. NCBI's taxonomy places the organism in Eukaryota, Metazoa, Chordata, Actinopteri, Beloniformes, Adrianichthyidae. The record is from RefSeq and is a predicted model, not a curated record.